This is a messenger RNA of Pundamilia nyererei, 2368 nucleotides long. RefSeq names its product CDK5 regulatory subunit associated protein 1-like 1 (gene cdkal1). The record is from RefSeq and is a predicted model, not a curated record. Gene Ontology annotation, cellular component: endoplasmic reticulum. The transcript has 15 exons. Gene Ontology annotation, biological process: tRNA methylthiolation. Lineage: Eukaryota; Metazoa; Chordata; Actinopteri; Cichliformes; Cichlidae. Bases 243 to 1937 code for a protein of 564 amino acids. Gene Ontology annotation, molecular function: tRNA (N(6)-L-threonylcarbamoyladenosine(37)-C(2))-methylthiotransferase activity; 4 iron, 4 sulfur cluster binding.
AUCCACACAUGACACUGAAUCAUACCCGUAUUCAGUUGGUCUGAACUUAUUCACCCACUACUUGAGAAAAACACGCGCUUAUACAUUUUGUCCCUGUUUACCUUCCGUACUUACAGACAAGUAUGGCGGUUGUGGUGACUGCUUUGGUGGCGUAAAUAAUCAUCGUGUGCCUUUUUAAAGCAUAUUGCCCUCGGCAUUCGAGUUCAGCUGAAGGCUACAACUACAGUGCGACUAAGAUCAUCAUGCCGUCUUCUUGUGACUCUCUGAUGGAAGACAUCGAGGACAUGGUGUCUUCUAGUGACCCCACUCCUCAUGAAAGACAGUCUGCUAGAAAAAGUAUCAUACCAAGGGCAAGGAAGAAGAAAGAGCUCCUGAGCGAUGAGGAGCUUCAAGCUGACAGUUUGAUCCCUGGUACCCAAAAGAUCUGGAUGAAAACAUGGGGCUGCAGUCAUAACAACUCAGAUGGGGAGUACAUGGCUGGGCAGCUGGCUGCCAGCGGAUACAAGAUGACUGAUGACCCGACAGAAGCAGACGUGUGGUUGCUCAACAGCUGCACUGUGAAAAACCCUGCAGAGGAUCACUUCAGAAACUCAAUCAAAAAAGCCCAGGAACAGCAGAAAAAGGUGGUAGUAGCAGGAUGCGUUCCCCAGGCCCAGCCGAGGAUGGACUACCUCAAAGGUCUCAGCAUCAUUGGGGUCCAGCAGAUUGAUCGAGUGGUGGAAGUAGUGGACGAGGCUGUUAAAGGCCACUCGGUUCGUCUGUUGGGUCAGAAGAAAGAUGGAGGCCGAAGACUUGGAGGAGCUCGACUGGACCUCCCCAAGAUCAGGAAGAACCCUCUCAUUGAAAUCAUCUCCAUUAACACCGGGUGUCUGAAUGCGUGUACCUACUGCAAGACGAAGCAUGCAAGAGGAGACUUGGCCAGUUAUCCCAUAGAGGAGCUAGUGGAGAGAGCAAGGCAGUCUUUUCAGGAGGGAGUGUGCGAGAUCUGGUUGACCAGUGAGGACACCGGUGCUUACGGUAGAGACAUAGGGACAGACCUGCCCACGCUGCUGUGGAGACUGGUGGAGGAGAUUCCCGAAGGUGCCAUGCUAAGGCUGGGGAUGACGAAUCCACCAUAUAUCCUGGAACACCUAGAGGAGAUGGCCAAGAUUUUGAAUCAUCCACGCGUCUAUGCCUUCCUCCACGUUCCCGUGCAGUCAGCCUCUGAUAGCGUACUGAUGGAUAUGAAGAGAGAAUAUUGCAUUGACGACUUCAAACGAGUGGUAGACUUCCUUAAAGAAAGAGUCCCUGGUGUAACUAUUGCUACAGAUAUAAUCUGUGGUUUUCCCGGAGAGACUGAGGAAGACUUUGAAGCAACCAUAGACUUAGUGAAAGCCUAUCGAUUCCCUAGUCUUUUCAUCAACCAGUUUUACCCCCGACCCGGUACGCCUGCCGCCAGGUUGGAGCAAGUACCAGCACAUGUGAAGAAGCAAAGAACUAAAGAGCUGUCGCAGGUCUUCCACUCUUACAACCCUUAUGACCAUAAGGUAGGGGAGAGACAGCAUGUGUUGGUGACAGAGGAGUCAUUUGAUUCCCAAUACUAUGUGGCUCACAACAAGUACUACGAACAGGUGCUGGUACCUAAAAGGGUGGAGUUUAAAGGAAAGAUGAUUGUGGUGGACGUCUAUGAGGCAGGAAAACACUUCAUGAAAGGCAAACCAGUAGAGGAAAGUAAGCCGUUCACUCCUUCCAUUGCCAUGCCGCUUCAGAAAGGAGAGGUGUCUGGUCUGCUGCAGGAACAAAAGGUCAAUGGCGUCCAUGUUUCUGCUCCCACGCCUUCUUCGUGCACCUUCUCCAUUGGAUCUAAUAGUCUGGACAGAGAAAUGCUGAAGAAGAUUGGGAUCGGGCUCGCGCUGGCAGCAGUCAUCUUGGCUUAUAUUGUACAGAGAGUGUACUGAACAAUGACUGUUGUGUGCGCGGUCUUUUUUAUUGUAAUGUCAAUACCUUCUCUUGGCAGUCUAUCGGCAUGGUCAAACGGCUUCACCGAACACCUUUUAUACCAGUCUUUUUGGUACAAAUAAUUCACCAGAUUUAGGAUUUCAUUUAGAAUAUUUUUUAAGUGCUGAUUACUUGUGACAGUGACAGUAGAGCCAUUUCUUGCUUAGGAAAAAGGUAAAAGUGUGUUUUGUUUAGUUCUUACUGAUGGCUACUGGUGCAGCUGUUACACAGAUAUUCAGUUGAUCAUAUAUUCAGGGCUUUACCAUCAGUACGAGUCUGAUCUGUCACUCUGCAUCCUUUUAAAUUGGACCGUGAUUUAGCUUGGUUUAUUUCAUUUCGUGAAACUGAGUGAUGAUCUGUGUUAUACUUUGAUUAAAGUGUGUACAACUUC